CUUUGUCUUCCGGCGAGGGAAAUCGGCUUGGGGAGGCGUCCCUGCGAGGAGGGGGAGGCUGGUGGAUGGAGGUUGGACGGGGCAGAGAGCCAGGGAUUUGUGAGAGAAAACAAAUGAAAGAGCACAUCAAAUGAAAAAGCACAUUCACUUCAAAAUUAAUCCUUGUUGACUAUUGUACAACUCAUACAGCAAAGAAGUGCCUGGAAUGUGAAAAGUCUCAGACACAAUACAGUCCUUUUCCGCCAUCAAAGAACGGAGACGGGAGAAACAAUUUAACUGUCUGGUGUGUGGGAAAGUAUUUCGUCAAAAGGGGGCACUUGCUCUCCAUCAGAGAAUUCACUCCAGGGAGAAGCCAUGAAAAUGGCUUGAGUGUGGAAAGAGCUUCAGUGAGAAGGUAAAUCUCACUUCUCAUCAAAGAACUUACAUAGGGGAGAAACCAUUUGCGUGUUUGCAGUGUGUAGACUGCUUCAAGAGGAAGUAUAGCUUUACUACUCAUCAGGUAAUGCACACAGAAGGGAAUCCAUUUAAUUGCCUGGACUGUGGAAAGAGCUUCAGACAGAAGGAUGGCCUUGUUAGUCAUCAAAGCAUUCAUACAGGAGAGAAACCAUUUGAAUGUUUGCAGUGUGGGAAGAGCUUCAGACGAAAAGAUGGCCUUGCUAAACAUCAAAGAACUCACACAGGAGAGAAGCCAUUUGAAUGCCUGCUGUGCGGAAAGAGCUUCAAGCGUAAGGAAAACUUUACUGCUCAUCAGAUAAUGCACACAGAAGGGAACCCAUUUAAAUGCCUGGAGUGUGGAAAGAACUUCAGCCGGAAGGAUGGCCUUAUUAGUCAUCAAAGCAUUCACACAGGAGAGAAACCAUUUGAAUGCCUGGAAUGCGGAAAGAGCUUCAGCCGGAAAGAUGGCCUUGCUAGUCAUCAAAGAAUUCACACAGGUGAGAAACCAUUUGAAUGCAUGGAGUGUGGAAAGAGUUUCAGGCUGAAGGGUGCCUUUUCAGCACAUAAACAUAUUCACAUUGGGGGGAAAGUAUGUAAAUGCCCGAAGUGUGGAAAGAACUUUAAUUCCAAGUCUGCCCUUAAUCGCCAUCAAAGAACUCACACAGGCGAGAAACCAUAUCAGUGCUUGGUGUGUGGGAAGAGGUUCUCCCAGAGAAGUGGCCUAAAUUCCCAUCAAGGAACUCAUACAGGGGAAAAACCAUUUAAAUGUUUGGAGUGUGGAAAGGGCUUCUGUGACAGAAGUGCCCUUAAUCUGCAUCAAACCAUUCAUACAGGAGAAAAACCAUUUAAAUGUUUGAAAUGUGGAAAGAAUUUUCGUGGCAAGGCAUACCUUUCUGUACAUCAAAGAACUCACACAGGGGAAAAGCCAUUUAAAUGCAUGGAGUGUGGAAAGAAUUUCACUCGGAAGACAUACCUUUCUGCACAUCAAAGAACUCACAGAGGGGAAAGACCAUUUAAAUGCUUGGUGUGUGGAAAGAAUUUCAGUGGGAAGGCAUACUUUUCUAUACAUCAAAGAACUCACACAGGGGAGAAACCUUUUAAGUGCUUGGAGUGUGGAAAGAAUUUUGUUCGGAAGGAGUACCUUUCUCUACAUCAAAGAACUCACACAGGGGAGAAACCGUUUAAAUGCGUGGUGUGUGGAAAGUGCUUCAGCCACAGGUCAUCCUUUAUUUCACAUCUAAGAAGGCCUCACACAGAGACCUCUUCGGAAGAAGAGGACUCGGAUACCUCAGAACAAUCUUCUACAGCAGACCAGGAGCAAGAUGAGGGGUCCUGUGACAGCGACGCCUCGUCUGAGGUUCCCAGCAAAUCGUUCAACCCAGCUGUGAUUCCAGAUUCUCCUCCCAGCACCCACGAGUCACCAGAACACAGUUCACACUGUAUCACGUGGGAUACUCAGAGCCAUGGUGGCAGUGCCUACCUGACUCCCAGAGUACCCUUUUGCCCAGGAAAUACACAUGAGUAGGGGUUACUCAGGAGGAAGGGUCUCCUUAUGAGGCAGACUCAGAUGCAACUGCAGAACCAGGGUCAGCCAGAAUAUAUGCUUACCUGUGUUCCCCAGCUCCCCUAGAGCUGUUUGGCUCUAUUUAUUAGUGGGUUACAGGAGAAAUUAUUUCAAUCUCUGGAGUAGAAAAGGAGUUUGAGGCAGAGUGCAUGUCUUACUUUACAUCAAAGAAGCUUCACAGUACAAGUAAUUUAAAAACACGUGGAUGAUUACAUUAACAAUUCUCUGCUUUCAUAAUUUUGUCAACAACGUAUAAAAAUAUAUAUUAUCACUAACUGUGUCUGUACACAGGAAGUUCUAGAUUUCAGCAGAGCACGGGACUUGAUUUUGACAAAUCCCGACUUUCCUAUACAGCCCCCUGGAUUCCCCCCACCCCAAAUGUUCUCUAGAGUGUUGGGUGAUCCUCUAGCACAGCAUGGGAAGUUUCAUAGUCGCUGCAGAAGAAAGGGGAAAGUUGCAAAAAGACACAUUCUCCCCAUCCAACCAUCCCACUUCCCAUUUAAGGAAGCCUUCAAUGGAUUAAUAGGUGCACAUGGAGAAUGUAUAGAUGUAUGGAGGGUUAGGUUCUAGUCCUGCCUAUAACAUUUUUCUGCCUGUGGAAAAGGCAAGGAGGCCCAAGGACAAUCGUCGACUGAACUAGCAGUUGAAUCAUUUUUUAACACUGGCACUCAAUGCUGUUUUGUGUAAACUUGGGUUGGGUUGAAUAUCCUUGAAAAAAAUGUCCAUGAAUAUCCUUGGGGGAAAAUGCAACUUCCAAUUAAAGAGGGUGGGUUGCCUUUCCA
This is a messenger RNA of Elgaria multicarinata webbii, 2781 nucleotides long. RefSeq names its product zinc finger protein OZF-like. Bases 503 to 1960 code for a protein of 485 amino acids. The transcript has 2 exons. Gene Ontology annotation, biological process: regulation of transcription by RNA polymerase II. Lineage: Eukaryota; Metazoa; Chordata; Lepidosauria; Squamata; Anguidae. Gene Ontology annotation, molecular function: sequence-specific DNA binding; DNA-binding transcription factor activity, RNA polymerase II-specific. The record is from RefSeq and is a predicted model, not a curated record. Gene Ontology annotation, cellular component: nucleus.